This is a messenger RNA of Papaver somniferum (opium poppy), 662 nucleotides long. Its product is annotated as protein translation factor SUI1 homolog. The record is from RefSeq and is a predicted model, not a curated record. Gene Ontology annotation, biological process: translational initiation. Lineage: Eukaryota; Viridiplantae; Streptophyta; Magnoliopsida; Ranunculales; Papaveraceae. Gene Ontology annotation, molecular function: RNA binding; translation initiation factor activity. The transcript is spliced from 3 exons. Bases 115 to 453 code for a protein of 112 amino acids.
CCUUAUAAAUAGGGGUCUCUCAUCUUGGAAAUUGUCAUAAAACAUUCACGCUUCUUUCUUUUGCAAUCUCAUCGCUCUCCUUACAGUUUUUGAUCGAAUUACUCAGCUACUUUCAUGGUUGAACUCGACAUCCAGAUCCCCUCCUCUUUUGAUCCAUUUGCUGAAGAUAUUAGCUCAGGUGCCGCUGGGGCGAAAGAGUAUGUGCAUAUCCGUAUACAGCAAAGGAACGGAAAAAAGAGCCUUACAACAGUACAAGGACUAAAUAAGGAAUUCAGCUACGACAGGAUUCUCAAGGACCUGAAGAAGGAAUUCUGCUGCAAUGGUACCGUCGUGCAGGACAAAGUCUUGGGGAAAGUUAUUCAACUUCAAGGUGAUCAGCGUAAAAAUGUCUCUGAUUUCCUUGUGAAGGCUGGUAUUGCACAGAAGGACAAUAUCAAAGUACAUGGUUUUUAAGCACUUGAAUGUGUCAGACAAGAACUCUACUGGAAUUUUAUAUUAGUAUCUUCGUGGUUAGCUAGUUGGUUUGUUCAAUUUAAUUUCUCUGCACUUCUGUGGCUUUUUGUUUAUAAGGUUUGGUGGUAGUAUGUGAUUGAGACAAUAUUUCACACAGUACAAUGAUUGUUGGAACCAUAUCUUUAUCAAUAAGAAUUUAAUUUUCGGAA